CGCCGCGCGCCGUCAGUGCACUCGCCGCAGGCCGAACGUCCGCACCGUGUAUGUCCACACGCGUUGUCUGAUAGGUGAAAUCUCGUCGGUCCCACGUGCGCGGCCCUCGUAUCCGUUGUCCACUGGCGACAUACUAUCGCCGGAAGUCCGAACCACUGUCGCCGGAAACACUGUCAGUUCACGGGGGGUGGGGUCGCUCUGGAGUUUCGACGAGAUUCUUGUCAUGACGCGCUCGCGCUGCUAGGGAACUCGUGAACUCCACACUUGCCAUGCUGUUGUUUUGCCAAAGACCCGACCGGUACGUGGUCAUCUGGCUGUUUCAGAUACUCACCGUCAUCUGUGCAGUAUUGACGGACGAUCCGAAUUUCGCAGAGCCUAUACCAAAUGUUACAGUGUCGCUUGGGAGGGACGCAUCCCUUCCAUGUGUAGUCAACAAUCUCGGCACGUACAAGGUGGCGUGGAUCCACAUCGAUCGGCAAAUGAUAUUGACUAUUCAUCGUCACGUGAUAGCCCGAAUACCACGAUUUGGGAUUACGCACGAUAGUCAAAAAACGUGGCUGUUGCAUGUCAAAGGCGCGCAGCCUGAAGACAGAGGCUAUUAUAUGUGUCAAGUGAACACAAACCCCAUGAUCAGUCAAGUUGGAUACUUACAGGUGGUUGUACCACCAAAUAUCAUUGAUGAAGAAAGUUCUACAUCUUCAGUAUCCAUCCGGGAAAAUCAAAAUCUAUCCCUCACGUGCAAAGCAGAAGGAUCACCGACACCAAAAAUUAGUUGGAAAAGAGAAGACGGUAUUAAUAUAGCGACGGAUCGAAAAAAAAAAGCUGUGGAGAAGCUGUUCGGCGACACGUUAAACUUGACAAGAGUCAACAGAGCGGAUAUGGGCGCAUAUCUCUGUAUCGCUAGCAACGGUGUGCCUCCGUCAGUUAGCAAGCGCAUUAUACUCGACGUCGAAUUCUCGCCGAUGAUAUGGGUACCGAAUCAGUUGGUCGGAGCUCCGUCCGGCACGGACGUGACGAUCGAUUGCCAGACGGAGGCGUAUCCUAAGUCGAUAAACUAUUGGUCGUUCCGCGACUCGAAAACGAUGCUGUUCGCCAACAAGAAGUACGUGACGUCGGACUCCGAAAAAAGGUACCACAUCCACAUGCGACUCACUAUCCGGGACCUGAGCCAAUCGGAUUUCGGCAAUUACAAGUGCAUAUCCAAGAACUCGCUCGGCGAAACCGAGGGCUCCAUCAGACUUUACGAAAUACCAAAACCUUCUUUAGCCCCAAAAAGUGCGUCCGAACUCAACCGGGCGAAUAAAGAAGUUUUGAAGCAACCGAAAGUGUCGGUGGUGCGAAACAUGACUGGCCAGUCUGUCCGGGACAACCGGCAGCAUCAGUCGCGUCCCGUCAGGCCCACCGUUCCUGGGAGACUCGAGGCCUCAGGCAAUUGGGGGCCUAGCAGUUACAGCCGGUCUCAAAUCGUAAUAACCGUGUUUGGUGUGGUCACGUGUCUCACGUCCUCGCAUCACAUACCAUCAUGAACGGCUCAACAUCCUUAUUAUAUAUAAUCAUAACAUUAUAUUAUUCUACAAUAAUAGCUGAAUUUUUGUUUUGUUUUGUUGUAUAAAUUUUAAUAUAUAUUAUUAUAUAAUAA
This is a messenger RNA of Metopolophium dirhodum (rose-grain aphid), 1639 nucleotides long. It is a transcript of the gene DIP-delta, whose product is annotated as lachesin. Gene Ontology annotation, cellular component: neuron projection. Lineage: Eukaryota; Metazoa; Arthropoda; Insecta; Hemiptera; Aphididae. Bases 270 to 1526 code for a protein of 418 amino acids. The record is from RefSeq and is a predicted model, not a curated record. The transcript has 9 exons.